Messenger RNA from Mya arenaria, 4526 nucleotides. RefSeq names its product elongation factor-like GTPase 1. Gene Ontology annotation, biological process: cytosolic ribosome assembly. Gene Ontology annotation, cellular component: ribonucleoprotein complex; cytosol. The transcript is spliced from 20 exons. Gene Ontology annotation, molecular function: GTPase activity; GTP binding; ribosome binding. Lineage: Eukaryota; Metazoa; Mollusca; Bivalvia; Myida; Myidae. The record is from RefSeq and is a predicted model, not a curated record. Bases 104 to 3595 code for a protein of 1163 amino acids.
GUCCCGGGUUCCGGCAGAUAUAAUAUAACUGCAAUCGCUGUCAACAAAUUUUGCAAUAACGCAUGGUGAAUUAACAUGUCAGUUAUUGAAGGAAUAUAGUAAAAUGAGAACAACAACAACUGAGAAGUUGGCCGAGCUGCAGGGUAACCCUGGCAACGUGCGAAAUAUUUGUAUUCUGGCCCAUGUUGAUCAUGGAAAGACAACUCUAGCUGAUGCAUUAGUAGCCAGCAAUGGGAUUAUUUCCCAAAGAAUGGCUGGAAAGCUGCGGUAUCUGGACAGUCGGGAAGAUGAACAGAUCCGUGGCAUUACCAUGAAGUCAAGUGCCAUCUCGCUACACUUUCAUAAUGAUACUGGAGAGUUCCUUGUGAACCUGAUUGACUCACCGGGCCAUGUUGACUUCUCCAGUGAGGUCUCCACGGCCGUACGACUCUGUGACGGGGCCAUUGUUGUUGUCGACGUUGUGGAGGGUGUCUGUCCCCAGACCCAUGCAGUGCUGCGCCAGGCGUGGUUGGAGAAUAUCCGUCCGAUUCUCGUACUCAACAAACUCGACCGCCUCAUCACAGAGCUUGAGAUGGAGCCACUCCAGGCCUUCAUACACCUACAGCAGAUAUUGGAACAGGUGAAUGUUGUGACGAGUGAGCUAUUUACGGCAGACGUGAUGUCCUUAUAUUCUUCGGAUCCCACUCAAACUGAGGGGGGCACUCAACAGACACAUGACUGGCACGAGGAAGCAGACGAACAAGAGCACAAGAACAUUUACUUCUCCCCCGACCUCGGCAACGUCGUGUUUGCUUCCGCCUACGAUGGAUGGGGAUUCACGAUUGACCAGUUUGCCGAUAUCUAUGGCAAGAAGCUUGGUAUGAAUGUAGAAGGCCUGCAGAAAACAUUGUGGGGCGACUUCUUCCUCAACAGCAAGACAAAGAGGAUCAUGAAGGGUGCCCAGUUAAAGGGGAAGAAACCACUGUUUGUCCAGUUUGUAUUGGAGAGUAUCUGGUCUGUGUACGAGGCUGUGUUAAUACGGCGUGAUAUGGAAAUGACAAAAAAGAUACAGGCAUCCCUUGGGCUGAAGAUGAAUGUACGGGACACGCGGCAGAACGACACCCGUGUCCUGCUGCAGGCCAUGAUGGGGCAGUGGCUUCCUAUCUCAAGUGCUGUGCUGGGUAAGGUUGUGGAGAAGCUGCCAUCGCCCCUGGAGAUUGCAGAAGAGAAGAUUGAAAAGUUAAUGUGCAACCAGGCCCGACGCUUCGACUCCCUUCCUCCACAGACACAGGCUCUCAAACAGGAUUUCCUGGCGUGCAGCUCAUCUGAAGAGAAGCCUACAAUCAUAUUUGUGUCGAAAAUGGUUCCAGUGGACAAGACUGCACUUCCUCAAAAUAAACAGAGGCCACUCACAGAGGCGGAGCUAGAGAGGCGACGUGAGGCAGCCAGACAGAGGCAUGCGGUCAGGAUGGAGCAGAGGCAGGCCGCGGAGGAGGGUGGAGCCGAGACACAGGGGAAGGAGAAUGGACAGGCAGAUGGGCAAGCUGUGGCAGACUGGCCAGCUAAUAAACCCGGUGUGGCUGAGGACCUGGAGGGGCAAGUGUUUGUUGGUUUUGCCCGGGUGUAUAGUGGGAGGGUACGUAAGGGACAGAAGCUCUACGUCCUCGGCCCAAAACAUGACCCCGCUCGUGCUCUACAAAAGCUGACAGAAGCCAGGGACCUUGAUGCCACGGCAACUGUUUCAGACCUGUCAAGUGAUGAUCAUGUGACUGUUGCCACGGUGACAGACCUCUACAUGUUCAUGGGCAGAGAACUGGAGGCCCUGGAGAGUGUUCCCGCUGGAAAUGUGCUGGGCAUAGCAGGUUUGGAGGACCAUAUUCUCAAGUCUGGGACAGUGUCGAGCACUGUGGCAUGUACAGCAUUCACUGACUUGUACUUCGACGCCUCACCAAUCCUCAGAGUGGCUCUAGAACCAACACACCCAGGUGAGAUGGGUAAACUGGUUUCUGGCCUGCGACUGUUGAACCAGGCAGACCCGUGUGUCCAAGUUCUCGUGCAAGAAACCGGAGAGCAUGUGAUCGUCACCGCUGGGGAGGUCCAUCUCCAGAAAUGUCUGGACGAUCUCCAACAGAGGUAUGCAAAGAUAGAGAUCACAGCCUCAUCCCCUAUUGUUCCUUUCCGGGAGACGAUUGUUCCCCCACCCACAAUGGACAUGGUGAACGAAAGCAUUAUCACCCAAAAUUCAGGGAACGGUAACGUCAUUCGGAAGGAGUUUGAAGAUGACGAGGAAGUGCUUGAACGUGGUCUGGUCAGAAUUUACACGCCCAAUAAAAGCUGCAUGGUCCAGAUAAGAGCCCUUCCCCUCCCACCUGAGGUUACAGACUACCUUGAUGAAAAUCAGCUUCUGAUUAAAACACUUGAUCAGUAUGUGUCGAGUAAGAUUUCGGAUAGGCAUAAGGCUGAUAUUCAGGUGGGGUCAAAGUUGAAGCAGUCAACAAAGGAGGCAAUGAAGGAAUUUAAGGAGAAACUCGAAAAGUUAUUCACUGAAGCUGGGAAGCAGUGGAAAGAUUUUGUCGAACAUAUUUGGGCAUUUGGCCCAAAAAGGGUUGGGCCAAAUAUUUUGGUGAAUAGAGUUGAAGAAUAUGAUAGAUUGUCAAUAUGGGACUGCUUGUCUAAUGAAAAGCAGAAGGGAAAAGUGUUUGUGCGUGACUAUGAAUACAGUGUGAUGUCAGGUUUCCAGCUGGCUACAUUGACUGGUCCACUAUGUGAUGAACCGAUGAGAGGUGUGUGUUUUGUGAUGGAAAAAUGGGAGGUUGCGGGUAACCAGCCUAAGAUGGAAAAGAAUACAGAGAGAAUAGACAAAAAUGAAAGAAACAGUGAAAUAUGUGGUGAAAACCUAGAAAUUAAGUUAUCAAAAGUCAGUUUAGACACAAAUUCCAUUGAGUCAAAAUCAAAAGAGACUUUAUCUGAAUGUAAUGGUUCCUCAAAAGAUUCUGACACUAAAUCUCAUGAAAAUGGAUUAACUAACAGAAGUGUAAGCAUAACAAGUGACAAAGAUGAAACCGAGGAAGAACUGGUGCCCAGCUCCAAAGGUCAAGGUCAGAAUCUUGUCCAAGGUCACAUGUCAGGUCAGCUAAUUUCCAUAGUAAAGGAGGCGUGUCUGAAGUCAUUCCAGACCCAACCACAGCGGCUAAUGGCUGCCAUGUACAAGUGUAACACACAGGCUUCCACUGAGGUCCUGGGCAAGUUGUUUGCAGUGAUCGGGAAGCGUCAUGGGCGUAUAUUGCAGGACGAGAUGCGUGAAGGCUCGCAGAUGUUCAACAUUCUUGCCUCCAUUCCCGUCGUGGAGAGCUUCGGGUUCGCAGAGGAGAUUCGUAAACGCACCAGUGGCUUCGCCAGUCCCCAGCUUGUUUUCAGUCACUGGGAGGUGAUUGAUUUAGAUCCAUUCUGGGUGCCCACGACUGAGGAGGAGAUCAUGCACUAUGGGGAGAAGGCCGACUCAGAAAACCGCGCCCGGGUGUACAUGAACAACGUGCGGGAACGCAAAGGACUCAAGGUCGAUAAGAAAAUUGUUGAACACGCAGAAAAACAGAGAACGCUUACCAGGAAUAAAUAAAGUGGAUUUGUUGAUAAAGUGUUAUGGAGACUCAGAGAAAUAAAUGAAUUUUGAGUAAUGUCUCUCACUGUUUGAAAUAAGUUGUGUUAAAAUUUACAGCUAUGCAGAAAUAACGUUAAAUCAAUGGUUUGUAAUGGUCAUCUUGUGAUAAGUUAAUGUUUAGAUAAUGGAUUUUAAUUGCAAAUUCAACUCUUCGCUGUUAUCAUUUUGAAUACGGUAAUUAUGUGGGUUAUUAAAUUUCUAAACAACCAGUAACUUGCCAGACUCUGUUUCUUUCUUGUGUUAUACAAAUUGUUUGAUGCAUCUCAGUAAAGUUCAUGGCCCUUCAGAAUUGACAUCACUACUGGCUCCAAUUUCUCAAAAAAUAUUAAGCUUAGCAAGCUUUAAUGUCUUAUUUCAAUUAGCAAACUGACUGUCUUAAUUUUAAUUUUACACUAUAAUAAAAUAGGAGUUAAUUAUGAUGAUCAAGAAGAUAAUUUUCUUUAACUGUCUAAAAACUCUUUAAAAUGAGAAUAUAACAUAUAAUAAAUCAUACCAAAACAAAAUACUGAGCUUAGUUUGAUUCUGUACGAACAGAGAAAUUGAGUCCUGCUUUCUACCAAGAAAACAAUGGCUGUUUCUAUGAGCUAUGAACUUUCCUAACAACGUAUAAACUAUAGCUGUACACUCAUACGAAACAACUGAUUUCAAUGGUUCUGUAAAUCUCCUGAUUUCAAUGUUAUUUAAAAAUUAAAGCAUAAUAUGCCUGUAUAAUAUUGUAAUAAUUUUCAUUUCAAUAUCUUCCAUAAUGAGGCCUUUUAUAUGAACAUAUUACUUAUUUCACAUCAUGAGACCUGGUGAAAAAAGGUAAUAUAAUGUUAAACUGUAAUAUUGUUGUUGAUACAGAAUAGAUUUCAUCACUGAUACUAUUAAAGUAAUAUAUCAAGUAAUA